Messenger RNA from Scaptodrosophila lebanonensis, 1861 nucleotides. RefSeq names its product serine/threonine-protein kinase Doa-like. Lineage: Eukaryota; Metazoa; Arthropoda; Insecta; Diptera; Drosophilidae. The transcript is spliced from 4 exons. The coding region runs from base 252 to 1625 and encodes 457 amino acids. Gene Ontology annotation, biological process: protein phosphorylation. Gene Ontology annotation, cellular component: nucleus. The record is from RefSeq and is a predicted model, not a curated record. Gene Ontology annotation, molecular function: ATP binding; protein kinase activity.
UGCACAGUCACAUAUUUACACGAAACACUAAAUAACAUUUUUUCUGCUCAAAUUAAACUGUUUUCCUUCCCCUAUUAAAGGGGUAACACAAGCAAAUUGUUAGGCUCCUAAUGUGUGCGCAAAACAAAACAGGUGCUUCCUUAUGUGCAUAAAAGAAGUUGGAUAGUAAUUACACUUCUAAACCGAAACCUAUACUUUUUUUGGGCGUCGUGGUACCGCAGAUUUAUACGAAUACAACGCCAGCUGUUAAGAUGCCGCGAGCACGCGGCUAUCCUGUUGGAAAAAUUAACAAGCGCAAACCAAGAGUUCAGCAGAGGUCCAAUAUAUACCACACCAGGGCUGCAGCAGUUAGGCGUAGACAAAAUAAAAGGGCUACAGGCGCCUUAAUAGGCCGCGCCUUCAAUGGGCGAGGAAAUAUUCGCAGACGCCCCAAUUGUGUCAAUUGUGGUCAACCAGUGAUUUCAUCUACAAGCCUGUCGCUCAGGCUUUGUUCCUCCCAUGCACUUCCAGCCAUAGAAGAUAUUUACCGUAUUAGAAAAGAAAACCAGUCAAAGAGGUUACCAAUUCCAGAUAACUAUAAAAGUUUCUUAAUAAAGCGAAGAAUUGGAAACACGGUGAAUAAUAGAUAUAAUAUCGAGUCCACCUUAGGCGUUGGAACUUUCGGGCACGUGGUCAAGGUCUGGGACACAAAGGAUAAUCAAUAUAAAGCUCUAAAGAUUUUAAAAGAUAAGGAAGAUGGCCUGGCAGCCGUAAUGGAGAUUAAAGUGUUGUCCAAAUUGGUGGAAAAGGAUCCAUAUCACAAUCAUUUUUGCAUCAAGAUGCAUGAUUCCUUUAAGAUAAAAGGACAUGUUGGCAUAGUUCUUGAUAUGCUUGGAGUCAGCAUUUUUCAGUUCUUGUGCGAAAACAAAUUCCACCCUUUUCCCAUAGACCAAAUUCGUCACAUAGCCUAUCAAUUAUGCUUCGCUGUUAAGUUUUUGCACAACAACCGUCUGACGCACACAGAUCUCAAGCCAGAAAAUAUAUUAUUCGUGAAUUCGGACUAUUUAUCCUACUAUGAACCGGCGGUGAAUCGUGAUGUGCACUUUGUCAAGAAAACGGACGUACGUCUGAUUGACUUUGGCUCGGCGACCUUUAAUUACGAGUAUCACAGCCCUAUAGUCUCGACACGUCACUACCGCGCUCCUGAGGUUAUUUUAAAGAACGGCUGGUCCCAUCCGUGUGAUAUCUGGUCCAUUGGUUGCAUACUGUUCGAACUCUAUACGGGCAAACCUCUUUUUCAGGCCCGCGAGAAUAAACAACAUCUGGCCAUGAUGGAACGCGUACUUGGCGAAAUUCCUAAGCUCAUGAAACGAAGAAGCAAAACUACCUACUUUAGAAAUGGUCAACUCGACUGGGAUGAGUGUUCUUACGCUGCACAACAAGUGUAUGAAUACUAUAAACCCCUGUCCAACUACAAGAAAAUGAGAACAGAUGAUCACAAUGAACUCUUCGACUUGAUCAAACAGAUGUUAGAGUACCGACCGAGAACACGUAUUAAGAUAGAUGCAGUACUUCAGCACCCAUUCUUUGACCGUCUGCCAGCACAUCAGCGUGCCCCUGAAUUGGAGGAUACACUAAAAUAUUAAAAUGAUUCGGCUUUUUGUAGAAAUGCAAGAAACACUUUAAUCCACACAACACAUACAUAGUUAAACGAAAAACAAAAUGGUUUCAAAUGGACCGGAAUAAAAAUUUGGAACAACCGUGAAUUGAGAGGACCAACUACCUCUCCUGCUGAUACACUAAUUAAAAAAGUAGGAAACUACAGUUCCUUAGACUUAGACAGACAAUAUAACGAAGAUAAUAAAGUUAGAAUAAAAAAAGA